This is a messenger RNA of Notothenia coriiceps (black rockcod), 4050 nucleotides long. RefSeq names its product solute carrier family 1 member 5 (gene slc1a5). Gene Ontology annotation, cellular component: plasma membrane. Gene Ontology annotation, biological process: L-aspartate import across plasma membrane. Gene Ontology annotation, molecular function: symporter activity; L-aspartate transmembrane transporter activity; neutral L-amino acid transmembrane transporter activity. The record is from RefSeq and is a predicted model, not a curated record. Bases 154 to 1770 code for a protein of 538 amino acids. The transcript is spliced from 8 exons. NCBI's taxonomy places the organism in Eukaryota, Metazoa, Chordata, Actinopteri, Perciformes, Nototheniidae.
UGAAGUCACAUACGCUCAGUGGAGUGGCAGCAUCGUGUGUAAGUGUGACGGAAACCGGCAGCGAGUGCUUAUAAUAUUAAAAGUUACUAUCACCUCAGUAACAAUAGCGUUUGAGCUCUUCGGAGUAUUGUCAGGGUCACUUUCAAGAGCACAAUGGCUGAGAAGAUGGACAUGGAGGAGGGGAAGGCAUCCAACGGCGACGCACACCUCGAUCAGACACCGGUCACCGGAAUGAAGAGCCCGAAUAAAGGCGGCCAGGAGCCGCUGGUCCAGCGGGUCAAGAGAAUAGUGAUGGCCAACUUGCUGGUGAUUCUCACCGUGGCCGGGGUCAUCAUCGGUGUUUUUAUUGGACUUGGGGUGCGCAACGCGACGUUGUCCAAGACCCAGAUCAUCUACAUCGGGUUCCCCGGAGAACUGCUGAUCCGGCUGCUCAAGAUGAUCAUCAUCCCCCUGGUGGUGUGCAGUCUAGUGUCCGGUUCGGCAAGCAUCGAUCCUAAAGCCUUGGGCAAACUCGGCGGCUGGGCUAUGCUCUUCUUCCUGGUCACCACAUUAAUUGCUUCCUCCAUCGGAGUUAUAAUGUGUUACAUCAUAAACCCCGGGUCUGGGUCGAUAGCCAAACCCACGUUGCAAGACUUUGGGGACGAAGUACCUGUGGCUAAAGAAGUGAUAGACUCCUUCUUAGAUUUGAUCAGAAACAUAUUUCCAUCCAACCUGGUUUCUGCUGCCUUUCAAUCAUAUGCAACAAGCUACAAGCUGAUUACCAGGAAUGGUACUGAUGGAAACCCCAAUAUCACAGUAGAAAAGGUGCCUUUUGGUACAGACCAGGACGGGAUGAAUAUUCUUGGUCUGGUUGUGUUUGCCAUUGUUUUUGGUGUUGCUUUGAGAAAACUGGGAGAGGAAGGAGAAAUCCUGAUCAAGUUCUUUAACUCCUUCAAUGAAGCCACCAUGGUGCUGGUCUCCUGGAUCAUGUGGUAUGCCCCUCUUGGUAUCAUGUUUCUCGUGGCUGGCAAGAUUGUUGAGAUGGAGAAUGUUGCCUUACUAUUUGCCAGUCUGGGCAAAUACAUAGUCUGCUGUAUGAUUGGACAUGCCAUCCAUGGCAUCCUCGUGCUGCCUCUCAUUUACUUCAUCAUUACAAGGAAGAACCCAUACACCUUCCUCUGGGGGAUAUUCACAGCUCUGGCAACGGCCUUCGGAACGAGCUCCAGCUCUGCCACUCUGCCCCUGUUGAUGAAGUGUGUGGAGGAAAAUAACGGCGUAUCCAAGCACAUCAGCCGUUUCAUCCUGCCCAUCGGAGCAACGGUCAACAUGGACGGAGCGGCUCUCUUCCAGUGUGUGGCUGCUGUUUUCAUCGCUCAGCUGAACAACUAUUCACUUAACUUUAUCCAAGUCAUCACCAUCCUUGUGACAGCCACAGCUUCCAGUGUUGGAGCAGCGGGUAUACCUGCUGGUGGUGUGUUGACCCUCGCCAUCAUCCUGGAAGCCAUAGGACUGCCCACCAAAGAAAUCUCUCUCAUCCUGGCUGUUGACUGGCUUGUUGACCGUACCUGCACAGUGAUUAAUGUAGAGGGCGAUGCCUUCGGCGCUGGGAUCCUGCAGCACUUUGUGGACCGCACGGCGCAACGGCAGGAGGGAGCAGAGCUGAGCGAGGUCAGGCUGGACGGAGACCAAUCAGCUGCGGCCCCGGAGAACUCGCCGCUCAUUGAGAGGCGAGGUGGGAGGGACAGUGAAGAGAAGAAGUCUCCUUCUGGUGAAAGAGAGUCGGCCAUGUAAUCAAGCUGUUGAUACCAUCAAUGAUACGCUCACUUAUUUCACACUCCUGCAAAACCUGAGGUUCUUAACCCCUUUUUUAUGCCCUGUAGAAAAGAGAGGAUGGACUAAGAUGCAAUGAAACUUUAUCUUACCUCUACACUAUUCUGUGCAAAAGAGUUAAGGCGGACAUUAAAAAUCCAUCACAUCAUAGGGACUUUUGUUUCCUUGUUUAGAGGCAUAAUUGUACAUUAGGCUGGCUACUAAUGUUGCAUAUGGUCGGUCCUCUUCAAAAUGUCAGACAUUUUACAUUUGGCCAAGUUGUAAACAGCAGGUGUUCACCAAAUCACUGUGUACCUCUACUAUGUCAAGGGGCUGUUGUAGUGACCCUCUAACAUCUAAUUUGAUAAAACAUUUGCACACUACUGGUGUUGACCAUUAGGGCAGCUUGUUGAAUUUGUGGUGGAAAACACAAAAAUGUCUGACUUUAUAAGUUGACAGGGACCACAUAACUGCUUGCCGUUGGUUUUUCUCAAGAAAAAGUUUUCGUUUUCUCCAUCUGGAAUCGAGUACCUUUUUUAAAAAUGAUUUUUGUUAGUCACCCUCUCCUUUUUUACUUUGUGUAUUUUAUUUUAAAUCCUUAAAGCCCCUUUUUUAAUGCAGAUAUCAUGUCAUGUAUUUAAACUUCAUGUCUUGUGUUUAAAUGUGUCAUAUUUAAAGCAUAUGAAACACUAGUUUGACUAGGUUAUAUUCCAUAUGCCCUGCAUUGAAAUGGCCGAGACUGUCCUCAAGAGAAAAGACACUACAUUAGUUGUUAUAGACAUUUUAUGUUAUUUGUGUCUGUACGAAGACUCUCUCUCUCAUGGUGAAAAGCAAUAGCACACAAAGGAAAUACUAUCCUCUUCAGCCGCACAAAAGGACAUGCUUGAUGCUAUUUCAAUACCCCUAUGCUUAAUGAAGGAACUUUUAACCCAAGGGCUUAAAACUACGUGAAUAUGUAUGGAAACAGAUUGACCUCCAAGCCUUUCUGCCUCUUCUGAUGGACGGGGGUGUGAAGGCUGGCAACACAACCUCAGGUUUAACUAUGGCUUGAAGACUGUACUUUUAAUAUUCUGAAACCAAAAAUCACCCAAACAAGGAGAACGUUCAACACCUGUUAACUUUGAAUGUCAUUUCCAAGAAGAUUUUAAUUUUUUAACCAAAGCCUACAUGUUUAAUUUUACUUGCUGUUGCUCUGUGUUGGUACCAUCAUCUAACCAAGGCACAUAUGUAUGUUAAAGCACAGACUGACAUAAGGACAUUUGUUUGACGUUGUGUAAAGCAUGACUUAAUGUGAAGUGUAAGUCACUAACAAGUCCUUCCACUACAAGGAUUUUGCUACAUUGAUCGAAUAACAGCAAUGGACUACUAGUUUGUUUUGAUUGUUGGCGCCUGAAAACUGAAAGGAUUUAAGUCAAAGUUAAGCAUGUCUCCACAUAAACCUGUUUAAGUUUGCCUUUGAUGGCCAUAAUCAUUAAAUACUAGUUAUAUAUGGGCUUCAGGCCUACAUGUAUGUCAUCGUUAAUGCCUCUGAUAAUUUUAUUUAUUUCCCUAAUCAAAAUCCAAAGAGAUUUUUUUUUAGCGUACGUUUUGACAUGUUAGUUACUCCAUAAUUCAGUUACAUGUUGUGGGUUGGAUUGUAGAUGUUACUCUUUGUAAAAGGUGAUCCUUUUUGGAAUAUUCUUUUUCAUAUUAGUAGUGGUAGACUUGUGAGACUGUGUAAAAAAGAAGUGAUGUUAUGAAUUAUAUUGGUGGCACCCUAUAGCUACACGUUUAUUUUCAAAUGCGACAUGCAUUCAAUGUGUGCACCAUAUGCCAUGUAUGUAUGAUUAACUGCAGUUGCACUAUUGAAUGUGUAUUACUUCCAUCCAUAUCAUUAACUGUUAAAAUCAACCAAAUUACUGGGAUAUAUUUGACUAAUGUCCAAUACAAAUUCCUCAAGUCUGUAUUCUUUAUCAGCUUUUAAACUGUUCUAGUUUUGCAGUUUUUCCCAUGAUGGUCAAAAAAAGGAAAUCACUGCAGUCCUGCGGCCUCAUCAUAAUGUAUAAUAUGUUAAGCAUUUGGUGGAAGGUUGUAAAGAUUUUAUCAUUCCCUUCUGAGAUCUUUCACCAUAUGGACAUCUGUCUUGUCCGCGCAUAUUAUCUGUGUUGUGAUGUGUGUGCACAUGGUAGUUGUACAUUUAUUAUUGUUUCAAAUUUUCCCAGGUUACAGUCUGAUUUUACUGUCUUAAGGAUGUAAACAAUAAAGGCCUUUUUUUAAUUUUUU